This is a messenger RNA of Plasmodium falciparum 3D7, 1107 nucleotides long. RefSeq lists its product as uncharacterized. The record is from RefSeq and is a predicted model, not a curated record. Lineage: Eukaryota; Apicomplexa; Aconoidasida; Haemosporida; Plasmodiidae. Gene Ontology annotation, biological process: mRNA splicing, via spliceosome.
AUGCUCUCUCUAAAAGCUUCGAGGGCAGAUAACUUUUACUAUGGAAGUAUAGAAGAUGAAAAAGAUAAGAAAAAAAAAGAAAAGAAAGAGAAACGAUUGAAUAGAAAAGACUAUGAUGAUAUAAAAUUUGAAGUUCCUUAUACCAUAAUAUGUAAGAAAUGUAAUAAAUAUAUAUAUAAAGGAGAAAGAUUUAAGAGUGAAAGAAGAAAAAUAGGUUUUUAUAUUAACAGUACAUUUUAUUCAUUUUGUAUUGUUUGUAAAAAUUGUUUAAAUGAAAUUGUUUUUGAAACAAAUCCACAAAAUUGUUCAUAUGAUAUUAUACAAGGCGCAAGACAAAAAAAUGAAAAAUAUGAAAAUAUAUUAACUCAUAAAGGAAAGAAAAAUAUUAAUUCUAUAAAUUUUGAAGACAAUAAAAAAAAAAAAAUAAAUCCUUUUUUAUUAUUAGAACAGAAUGUUGUACAAAAUAAAAAGAAAGGACUUUCAGAUUGUACGACGUUUGAAAAUUAUAACCAAUCGAAACAUAUAAUAACAAAUAAUAAUAAAGAAGAUAUUUUUGAAGAGGGAAAAGAAAAUGAUCAAAAAUAUGAUUAUGACAAAAAUUCUGUAGAAAAUGAUACCUAUCCUUUGUCACAACAUAACAAAAAUAUAUUAAUAACAUAUAAAAAAAAUGAGUGUGAACAAAGAGAUAAUAAUUCAGUAGUAAGCAAUGAAGAAUUUAAUAUUAUAUCUCCCCAAAAAAAUGAUGAAGAUUCAAAUACUUCAAGUGAUGAUGAAGAUAUGAAUGAAGUUAUAAAAAAUAAUUACAAAAGAAAUCAUAUCUUGAAAUAUGAUUUUUCAUGCAAUAGUCAUUUAAGAAAACAAUUAAGAAAUAUUAAAAAAGAAGAUAUAAAAAAAAAAGAACAAUGUAAAAAGAAAAAUAUUUUUAUUGAUUUAAUUAAUGAUCCAUUAGAAGACAUAAAAGUAAAACAUUUUGCUCUUUUAAAAGAUAAAUAUAAAAAAAAUAUAACAGACAAAAACAAUACAUUGAAAAAUAACUUGAUAAAAAAAAAAAAAAAUAGCAUAUUUGAUAAACGCUACCUGAAAGAAAAAAAAAAAAAAAUAAAAUAA